AUGUCUCUACUCAUCCUAGAUCCCCUUUCUCUCUCUGAACAGCUUCCAGACGCCAGCGUGUCGAACGUUCAUCGGCUCCGAAUCAUAGCUCAGGUACUACACUACGACGAACAAAAAGGUGAUAUCUACGUUACACGAGUGCCACUGUUCCCGCUGUAUUUCCCUAAGGGUAUCACUGCUGCUUCCGACGAAGUCCAGGAGAUUUCACGCCAAUGGAUGAAUAACAAUUUGCACAACACCAUUAUCGACUUUGAAACCCUCAUGCAGAUGCAGCAAAACUUUCUAAAGUCCCAAAUAACUGUAAACUUGACUGCAGUACUAUCAGACAAACACUUACUGGUCGAGUGUGUUACUCCUGGCUCUGUGGUUGAGAUAGAGGCGUUGUAUGACGGGGAAGUACGCUGCAUCGACUGUUUUGAGAUCAAUAGCAGCUUGGUCGAUGCUAAUUCAACGUAUGCAACGCUCAGUAUUUUGGGUGAUUUGACAGAUAUAAGUUGA
This is a messenger RNA of Babjeviella inositovora NRRL Y-12698, 498 nucleotides long. RefSeq names its product Ten1p (gene TEN1). The transcript has a single exon. NCBI's taxonomy places the organism in Eukaryota, Fungi, Ascomycota, Pichiomycetes, Serinales. The record is from RefSeq and is a predicted model, not a curated record. Gene Ontology annotation, molecular function: single-stranded telomeric DNA binding. Gene Ontology annotation, biological process: telomere capping. The coding region runs from base 1 to 498 and encodes 165 amino acids. Gene Ontology annotation, cellular component: CST complex.